CUCAAAUCAAACACGCUCUAUUUCAAACACAAAUUAAGCCGACUGCCUCUCUGUAUCUGCUUUCAUUGUCAAACUCCCGGUUUCAAUGCAAUGUUGUAGGGAACAAGAACAUCCCAAGCUCACGUCAACUUAACAUCCAGAGUGAAAGAACCUCAGUUUGCCUCGUUCUUUCACUCCCACAUUCACUUCUAGUCCUUAUAUGUAGGAAAUACGCACAAUGAUAUCGUCUCGCAUACCUUCUCGUACCGUUCCAACAGAACAUUCGCGCCGCCCAAUCGAAGUCAUCGAAGAGGCGGAGCAACAAUGGAUUUACACAGAAGAAGAGCUCCUUCGGUCCCCAUCGAUAUGUGAUGGAUUGCCCCCCGAAGAAGAACGCACGUACAGAUACAAAGGGUACAAUUUUAUCUCACAGGUGGGCGUUAUGCUCAAAUUGCCGCAGACGACGAUCAGUUCUGCGACUGUAUUUUUUAACCGGUUUUUGAUGAGAUAUUCGCUCAAAGCAAGCAAGAGCGGAGAGAAGAAGUUGCAUCAUUACCAAAUAGCAGCGACCGCACUCUUUCUUGCCACAAAAGUCGAAGAGCAUUGCCGCAAAGUGCGAGAAUUGGUCAUAGCAUGCUGUCGUGUCGCACAGAAGAACCCAAAUCUGAUAGUUGACGAGAACACGAAAGACUACUGGCGUUGGCGGGAUACGAUUAUUCUCAACGAGGACGUUUUGCUCGAGCUAUUAUGCUUCGAUCUCACCGUUGAGUCACCUUAUAAUAUCUUGUUCGGUCUAUUACAAUAUUACGGCGUUGAGAAACAAAAGAAGCUGCGGGAUGCUGCGUGGUCGUUCAUCAACGACAGUAAUCUAACGCAGGCAUGCCUCCUGUUCACGUCUAGAACGAUCGCGUGCGCUGCGUUAUGGUUCGCAGCGAGGCAGACAGAUAGCGCAUUUGGAGAUGGAGAGGACGGAAAACCAUGGUGGGAGGUGCAAAAGGUGCCACUCCGGCAGAUUAAGCGAGCAAUGAAUUAUAUGGCCGAUUUCUACACAAAUGCUCCGGGUGGCAUGCAACUCAAGACUGGCAGUGAGAGCGUCUAUGUAGGUCUUCGGUCUCCGCUCGACAAUGCAGAGGAUGAUACAAGGACGAGGCUUAUGAAGGAGCAGACGCCGCUUACACCCGUGAGAAUGGAGAGAAGUGGUAGCGAAUUGAGCACUAAGAGAGAAAGAGAAGAUGAAGAGACUACGAUGGCAAAUGGCAUUGGUUCCACGACAACAAAUGGAUCGAGCUCCAGGAUACCAGCGGGGGCAGUGACGGGGUUAAGCCCUGCGAAGAAGAUCAAGCUAGAUGAUAGAAAUCCAGCGCCUCCCACAGGGAGCGAGACUGAUAACGGGGCUGAGGCUGCUAAGACGGAGCAGAAAGAGGAUGCGGGCAGUGAAGAAGGUGAAGUUGAGGAAUGAAUUUCGCCAUGAAUUCUUUCACAUAUCAUGCCACCAGAACACCUGUCCUCGCCUUCAAAGGGCCAGGCGUGUCGGUCACAAAAUCACGCGCGCGGUUCUGAUUUUCGAACUUCCAGCAUACAUGAGGAAGUUGUAAAACAAGACCCAACCACUUGCUAGGAGGUUCAAAUCGGAAUGAAUGCCGAAAUGACAGCAGCACAGAUGACGACAACAAACGUCCGCGUAAUAAAGACGGGGAGGCUCUGGCGUUCACCGUCCCAACCAAAACCUACGCACACUCGAAGGUUUAGAGCGGCGGACUCCGCUAGCUGGCGGGAUGUUGGCAAUAUAAGUGGCGAUAUUAGCCUUUAUAUUUAGCGAACAAAAGCUUUUAGGUUUUUCACGACCCUCAGUAACGAGUAUGAUAAACGAGGAUGGAUAAUAGACAUAACCUUAGUUUUGAUUAGUGAACGUACCUUGUACAAGGCCUCUGCAAUAUAUGUAGUUUGAAUGACCGCGUCUAAUGA
This is a messenger RNA of Verruconis gallopava, 1944 nucleotides long. RefSeq lists its product as uncharacterized. Lineage: Eukaryota; Fungi; Ascomycota; Dothideomycetes; Venturiales; Sympoventuriaceae. The record is from RefSeq and is a predicted model, not a curated record. Gene Ontology annotation, cellular component: cyclin/CDK positive transcription elongation factor complex; nucleus. Gene Ontology annotation, molecular function: cyclin-dependent protein serine/threonine kinase activator activity. Bases 218 to 1438 code for a protein of 406 amino acids. Gene Ontology annotation, biological process: positive regulation of DNA-templated transcription, elongation; regulation of transcription by RNA polymerase II. The transcript has 3 exons.